AUGGGAUCUUCAAAUGGGAGUGAUUAUUUCGAAUCGUAUAGUAAUUUUGGGCGGCAAUCUAAUGCAGAUUCAGACGAAGAUGAGUUAAUGUGGGCAGCUUUAGAGAAGUUGCCAUCGGAGAAGCGUACAAACUUCGCGUUGUUAAAACGCACGGAUACGGUCGAUGUCACAAAGCUUGAUCGACUCACUCGACAACUUCUUGUCAACAAUGCACUUGCUACUUCAGAACAAGAUAAUUACAAGCUCCUCUAUUCCAUCAAACAACGCUUUGAUAGGGUGGGAUUGGAGAUUCCUAAAGUUGAAGUGCGAUAUGAAAAUUUAACCAUAUCAACAAAUGUGAAAGUAGGUUCAAGAGCAUUGCCUACAUUAUUAAAUUUUGGUUAUGAUGUAAUCGAGAAUAUAUUAGCUGGAUUAAGGAUAUUCAAACCAAGGAGACAUCCCCUUACAAUUUUGAACAAUGUUACUGGCAUUGUAAAACCUGGAAGGAUGACUCUGCUACUAGGACCUCCAGGUUCUGGUAAAUCCACAUUGCUUUUAGCUCUUUCUGGAAAGCUUGACAAUGGACUGAAGCGAACUGGCAAUAUUACGUAUAAUGGACAUAAAGAGGAUGAGUUUUGUGUGCAAAGAACUUGUGCUUACAUAAGUCAAAUAGACAAUCAUAUUGCAGAGCUAACUGUAAGAGAAACUUUAGAUUUCGCAGCGAGAUGCCAAGGUGCAAGUCAUAGUUUUGGAGACUAUAUGAAAGACCUUGAUCAUUUAGAGAAGGAAAGAAAGAUACGCCCAAAGUUUGAGAUAGAUGCGUAUAUGAAGGCAUCUUCUGUUGGUGGUACAAAGCACAAUGUGUCCACAGAAUAUGUCAUGAAAGUUCUUGGUCUUGAUAUAUGUUCAGAUACAAUAGUUGGUAAUGACAUGAUGAGAGGAAUUUCAGGUGGACAAAGGAAGAGAGUUACAACAGGAGAAAUGAUUGUUGGACCCAGGAAAACACUAUUCAUGGAUGAAAUUUCUACUGGACUUGACAGUUCUACAACUUUCCAAAUAGUCAAAUGCAUAAGAAAUUUUGUUAAUUUAAUGGAAGGAACUGUGAUGAUGGCUCUUCUUCAACCUGCAUCAGAGACUUUUGAGUUAUUUGAUGAUCUGGUGUUACUAUCUGAUGGAUAUGUUGUAUACCAUGGACCUCGAGCAGAUGUUAUUCCAUUUUUUGAGUCAUUAGGAUUUCAAUUGCCAUCUCGUAAGGGCGUUGCUGAUUUUCUUCAAGAGGUUACCUCCAGAAAAGAUCAGGCACAAUACUGGGCUGAUACUUCCAGACCAUAUGAGUUCAUUCCCGCUGAGGAAAUUGCUGAAGCUUUUAGAAAUUCCGGAUAUUUUCAGGAUCUAAAGUCAUCUCUUUCGGUUCCAUACGAUAGAUCCAAGAGCCAUCAUUUGGCUUUAUCUAAGACAAAGUUUGCUGAAUCCAGAUUGGAGCUCCUUAAGAGUUGUUUUUCAAGAGAAAUGCUUCUAAUGAGUAGGAAUAGUUUUCUAUACAUCUUCAAAACAUGUCAGGUUGCAUUUAUGGGAUUUGUAACAUGCACGCUGUUUCUAAGAACGCGGUUACAUCCCACUGAUCUGGUGAAUGGGAACUUGUAUCUUUCUUGCUUAUUUUUUGGCUUGGUGCAUAUCAUGUUCAACGGUAGAUCAGAACUCCCUCUCUUAAUAUUUCGCCUCCCAGUAUUCUAUAAGCAAAGAGAUAAUUUCUUCUAUCCUGCGUGGGCGUGGUCCUUCAGUAGUUGGAUUCUGCAGUUACCUUACUCCAUAAUUGAAGCUGUUGUAUGGUCUUGUGUUGUAUAUUGGACUGUAGGUUUUGCACCUGGUGCUGGGAGAUUUUUCCGUUACAUGUUUUUACUAUUUUCAGUACACCAAAUGGGGAUGGGUCUCUUUAGAUCCAUAGCUUCUAUUUCACGAGAUAUAAUUAUCGCAAAUACAUAUGGAUCAGCUGCUCUGCUAAUCACAUUUUCACUGGGUGGUUUUAUCUUGCCAAAAGAAAUGAUCAAGCCAUGGUGGGUAUGGGCCUUUUGGGUGUCACCAUUGUCCUACGGACAGCGAGCUAUUUCAGUUAAUGAAUUUACUGCCACAAGAUGGAUGGAGAAGACAACAAGUGGAAAUGUUACCCUUGGUUACGCUGUUCUGCAAUCCCAUAGUAUACCAACAUCUGGUUACUGGUACUGGCUUGGAGUAGGAGUUCUAUUGCUCUAUGCUUUGCUUUUCAACGUUAUUCUGACUGUAGCCUUGUCUUUCCUCAACCCACUAAGAAAAUUGCAGGCAAUUAUCCCAGCUGAUUCCAGUGGUGUAAAUUCAGUUAGUGAUGGACCUGGCCAGGGGGUGAGUACAACGAAAGGAAUAAUCUUCCCUUUCCAACCACUAACGAUGACUUUCCAUAAUGUCAACUACUUUGUUGACAUGCCAAAGGAAAUGAGUUCAGAAGGAAUACCUGAUAAAAAGUUGCAGCUACUGUCAAAUGUAAGUGGAGUAUUCUCACCUGGCGUUCUAACUGCAUUGGUUGGUUCAAGUGGAGCGGGCAAAACCACAUUGAUGGAUUGCCUAGCUGGUAGGAAAACUUCUGGACAUAUAGAGGGUGAUAUUAGGAUAUCAGGCUACCCUAAAAUACAAGAGACAUUUGCAAGAAUUUCAGGAUAUGUUGAACAGAAUGAUAUACAUUCUCCUCAAGUGACAGUUUUUGAAUCCUUGUGGUUUUCUUCUUAUCUCCGGCUCCCCAAAAACGUGAAUGAAAAACAAAGACAGGAGUUUGUUGAAGAACUAAUAGAGUUAGUGGAACUUGACUCUCUAAGGCAUGCUUUGGUUGGCUUGCCUGGCCGUUCUGGCUUAUCAACCGAACAAAGAAAACGUUUGACAAUUGCAGUAGAACUUGUGGCAAACCCAUCCAUAAUUUUUAUGGAUGAACCUACGUCUGGGCUUGAUGCACGAGCUGCAGCCAUUGUAAUGAGAACUGUUCGUAAUACGGUAGAUACUGGACGAACAGUGGUCUGCACAAUUCACCAGCCAAGUAUUGAAAUUUUUGAAGCAUUUGACGAGCUUCUUCUAAUGAAACGCGGGGGACAAGUGAUAUACGGAGGAAAGCUUGGGGAGAAGACACAAAUUAUGAUUAACUAUUUUCAGGGUAUUCACGGUAUACCCCCAAUUCCUAGCGGUUAUAAUCCUGCAACCUGGAUGCUUGAGAUAAGUACAUCAGCUGCUGAAGCGAAACUUGGAGAAGAUUUUGCAACAAUAUACAGAAAUUCUGAACAGUACAGGCAAGUUGACGCCUUAAUUAAGCGUCUGAGCGUCCCACCUGAAAACUCAGAACCUAUGGGCUUCACUUCCAAAUAUAGUCAAGGUGCAGUGUCUCAGUUUAAGAUCUGCCUGUGGAAGCAAAAUCUUGUAUACUGGAGAAAUCCGUCAUAUAAUUUCAUGAGGUUGUUCUUCACAACAAUGUGUGCAUUGAUUCUUGGUUCCGUAUUUUGGGAUGUUGGUUCAAAAAGGGACUCAACUCAAAAUUUGUUUGUGGUAAUGGCGGCUCUUUAUGCUUCGGUCUUGUUUCUGGGGGUCAAUAAUGCUUCUUCUGUACAGCCAGUUGUUUCCAUUGAAAGAACUGUUUUCUAUAGGGAAAAAGCUGCAGGAAUGUAUUCCUCGCUACCAUAUGCAGCAGCUCAGGGUCUUAUUGAGAUUCCAUAUGUCAUGAUCCAGACCAUCAUUUACGGAAUCAUUACAUAUUUCAUGAUCAACUUUGGAAGGGAAGCAGGCAAAUUUUUCCUCUACAUACUAUUCAUGUUUCUUACAUUCAUGUAUUUCACCUUUUCUGGUAUGAUGAUUGUUGGUCUUACACCAACUCAACAUUUGGCGGCCAUCAUUUUAUCAGCUAUCACUUCAUUGUGGAACCUCAUGUCUGGUUUUCUAGUUCCAAAACCUAGUAUCCCGGGAUGGUGGAUAUGGUUCUACUACAUCAACCCAGUUGCAUGGACAGUCCGUGGCAUCAUUAGCUCUCAACUUGGUGAUGUGGAAACAAGGAUUACAGGACCUGGAUUUGACGGAACAGUAAAAGACUAUUUGGAAGUCAGACUUGGAUUUGGUCCUGGGAUGAUUUGGUGGUCUGCUGUUAUGCUUACUGGAUUUUGCUUUCUCUUUUUUGCCAUCUAUGCAGCAUCAGUCAAACGUCUUAACUUCCAAAAAAGAUGA
Messenger RNA from Solanum verrucosum, 4206 nucleotides. RefSeq names its product ABC transporter G family member 31-like. Gene Ontology annotation, cellular component: membrane. The transcript is spliced from 24 exons. The record is from RefSeq and is a predicted model, not a curated record. NCBI's taxonomy places the organism in Eukaryota, Viridiplantae, Streptophyta, Magnoliopsida, Solanales, Solanaceae. The coding region runs from base 1 to 4206 and encodes 1401 amino acids. Gene Ontology annotation, molecular function: ATP binding; ATP hydrolysis activity; ABC-type transporter activity.